Closterium sp. NIES-65 is the source of this 1989-nucleotide messenger RNA. The record is from the annotation of a GenBank genome assembly. NCBI's taxonomy places the organism in Eukaryota, Viridiplantae, Streptophyta, Zygnematophyceae, Desmidiales, Closteriaceae.
AUGAACGGCAAGAGUAACGGCGUUUACGUCUCGUCUGCGGGUGCUGCAGAGCAGGCUCGGCUUCACGGUGCGGCUUUUCUUGAGUCGACUCAGAAAUCGGUUUUUCCGGAGCUCCUGCCUGCGGCAGCCGCGGAAGCUGACGUGGCCUUCCCGUCGGGUCCCUCCGGUGUGGUGAGUCCUGUAUGGGAGUCGAAUACGGGACUCUUAGCAGGCUCUUUACUAGGAGGGUCCUUAACGGGCGCUUUGGCAGACUCGCCGGUUUUAUACGAGGAGCGGUUCGUUGAUCCGUUAUGGAAUCACGGACUGACGUUCUCGGUUUAUCCGGCAGAUUAUAACGCGGACGGCAGACUUUUCGGGACGGCGGCUGCAGCAGGCGCGGGAGAUGAUGCGGGAGAAGACUAUAACGGGGAUGCGGUGGACGUGCCGCGAAUCGACUCAUCGGCGCAUAUCAACGAUCUUAUAGCGCAGUACUCGCGAGCAGACGUUGUCGCAGCGGCUGACGCGGCGGAAGCGACGGCAGCGGCGACUCUCGUUUUUCCUUCUGACGACGUGUCCGCAUCUCGCGGAUCCUCGUUCUCGUUCCGCCAGCCGAGAUUUGUCGGCCCGUCUGGUUCCUCCAGCGCUGGCGCGUGGUUGGAAAAGUCGGCUGCGCGUUCCGACAGAUUCUCGCUGUCGGGGCCGCGUUUGGCUUCUGAUUCUCGUGAUUGGAUGGUCGCGGCGCCCUACGACCGCUUUAAUCGGCUUCCGGGAGUCGCGGAGGAGGUUGACGAGCCGCGGGAAUCAGGGCCCCAGGAAAGUGACACGUGGGAGGUGCUGCGGGCAGGCAAGCGUCUGCGGACGGGCAAGGAAGCGCAGCGGGCAGAUUCACGGGCAGACGAUACAUCGCGGGCAGAGGUCGAGACUCCAGGAGUGAAGGAGACGAAGCGUGACGCGGAGGGGAUCGUAGCGGAAGAGAAGGAGAAGGACCCUGCUGGUGCAACGACAGGUGCUGCAGAUGCAGAGACGAGCCUCGUGUCGGGAAGCCUUGCAGCGGGAUUGCUCGCUGGUUGGGCCCACGCGACGGCUGUAGCGGAGUUGCCGGCUGCAGCAGACGCUGUUGCUGACUUGCCGGCUGUAGUGCUGGAUGCCACUUCGACGCCUUAUCACACGCCACACAUGACGCCGUAUCACACGCCGGAGCGCCAGAAUGGCGCUGACGUGGCGGGUCUCCAGCCGGCGCAGAGAUUGGCGGGCGCGUGUGCUCCCAGCACAGGAUCACCUGCUGAGGUGGCGGCUCCAGGGACAGGGAUCGCUGGGCUGGGCUCGCUGGAGGACACGUGGCAGGAGCUUGAGGGGGCAGGGGACGGGGAGGGAGCGGAAAAUCAGGACGAUUUUGAGGGCUAUAUUGAGGAGGCUUUUAGCGAGGAUGAGGGUCUGCAGGUGCUGGUGCGAGCCGAUUCUCACGAGAGCUCCACUGCUGCCCCAUCUGUGUACAGUCCGUGGUCCAGAGUGGUGGAGAGCGGUGUUAGAGCUGCAGAGGAGGGGGAGACACAGGUAGUUAAGAAGCAGCAGCAGGAGGAGGGGAACGGGAAGCAACAGCAGCAGCAGCAGCAGGAUGUGCCAUCUGCAUGGAUGAACGGCUGUGAUUCAAUUGAUCUGGGCCUUGAGUAUGCAGCAGUGGAGGAGUCGGAAGGAGGAGGUGAGGAAGGGGAGGAGGAAACUGAUGUGGCAACUGGAGGAGCUUCUGGGAAGGACUCCGUGUCGCAUGCAUGGAGGGAGGAGGAUGAGCGGGGGGAGGAGGGAGUGGAGGGGGUUGGAGAAUCAGCGGCGUUGGGGAGUUUUGAUGCAGAUGAUGCGGCAGAUUAUGAAUCAGAUGCUGCUGGUGAUGGUGAUGGUGAUGGUGAUGGUGAUGGUGAUGGUUCUGAGGAUGGUGCAGGGUGUGAACCUGAGGGAUUCAGUUUUGAUGAGAGCAGUUUUGUUCGAGAGAUUGAGGCUCAGCUGUUGGCUUGA